GAGGAGACAGAACCAUUGACAGAGAGUUGCGAUGCAGCACAAAGGAGCUCUUGGGGAGCUUUUGAGGGCAUUGAUGGGAAAGUGGGGACCAGUCCAGAGGAGGGGUCAGAACCCAAAACUUCAGUUAGGCAGAAGUUAGGCCUUGGCAGGAAGGUGCAGCUGUAGAGAAACCAGUGGGAGCACAGGCAAGAGGGGCUUGGGGCAGCACGUUAUUCCCAUAGGAAGGUCGAAGCUAGGCAGAAGAGGCCUGGGGAGGAGUAUCUCCUCUAGGAGCCUUGAAGAAGGAGCCCCCUGGGGCAGCUCUGGGGACAUUUAGUUCUGUAAAUACUCAGGAAACAGCAGGGGCACCAUUGCACCUCUGAGGAGUGGCCACCAGAGGGCAGCAGUGGCCAGGAUCUGGGCUGCCCCCGGCUUCCAGGUCAAGGAGGGUGGGGUUGGGAGACUGGCCAGAGCCUCACCCUGCGGGGCCUGGCGGAAUUCAGAAGGCCUCCAAUGGCCCUGCCUGCUGCUUGUGGUCACUGGUCCUUAGCCUGCCCCAUCCAAGGAGUCUCCUCUGCUCUCCUGAGACCGAGGCUCUUUGCCUGGCUGGCUCCACUCCAACUCCUCCGAUUCCUGAGGCAACUGGGGUACCCAGCUCUGCCCUCUCCUGCCCCUGAUGCUGGUCUCGCCACGAUGCCCAGGGUGCACCCCUCUGCCAUGGCCGCACCUGCUCCUCCUCCCUGCUUUUGAUUAAGCAAAGAGGGUGCUGGAGGAGGAAACCGGCGGAGCAGCUUCCCCACUCUCAGUUGCGCGUCUGGCGAUGGCGAUCAGAGGUCCUGCUGCGCUCUCCGCCGCGCUCUACCUCCAUUAGCCGCGCUGCGCGGUACUGCGCCCUCGCUGGUGCCUCUCUCCUGGGUCCCAGGAUCGGCACCCCCAUCCAGGCACGACCCCCUCCCCCGGCCCCUCGGCCUUUCCCCCCCACUCGGCCAUCUCCGACCCGGGGCGCGUGUUCCCCCCGGCCCGGCGCCUUCUCUCCCUCCGGGGGCACCCGCUCCCCAGCCCCGGCCCGGCCCUCCCCGCGGCGCAGCACGGAGUCUCGGCGUCCCAUGGCGCAACCCACGGCCUCGGCCCAGAAGCUGGUGCGGCCGAUCCGCGCGGUGUGCCGCAUCCUGCAGAUCCCGGAGUCCGACCCCUCCAACCUGCGGCCCUAGAGCGCCCCCGCCGCCCCGGGGAAAGGAGAGCGCGAGCGCGCUGAGCAGAGCGGGAGAACGCAUCCUCGCCCGCCGGCCGGGAGGCCCCGGAGCUGGCCCAUGGGGAGCAGGCGCCCGGUGCUGGCCACGACGACCGCCACCGCUUGCGCUGCGACCGGCCGGUGAAGCCCAGGGACCCCCCCUCUGGGAGAGCCCCAUGAGGGCAGGAGAGUGAUGGAGAGUUCGCCCAGCUUCCUGAAGGGCACCUGGGAGAAGACGGCCCCAGAGAACGGCAUCGUCAGACAGGAGCCCAGCAGCCCGCCUCGAGAUGGCCUGCACCGUGGGCCGCUGUGCCUGGGAGAGCCUGCUCCCUUUUGGGGGGGUAUCCCAAGCACCCCAGACUCCUGGCUUCCCCCUGGCUUCCCCCAGGGCCCCAAGGACACGCUCCCACUUGUGGAGGGCGAGGGCCCCCAGAAUGGGGAGAGGAAGGUCAACUGGCUGGGCAGCAAAGAGGGACUGCGCUGGAAGGAGGCCAUGCUUACCCAUCCGCUGGCAUUCUGCGGGCCAGCGUGCCCACCUCGCUGUGGCCCCCUGAUGCCUGAGAAUAGUGGUGGCCAUCUCAAGAGUGACCCUGUGGCCUUCCGGCCCUGGCACUGCCCUUUCCUUCUGGAGACCAAGAUCCUGGAGCGAGCUCCCUUCUGGGUGCCCACCUGCUUGCCACCCUACCUAGUGUCUGGCCUGCCCCCAGAGCGUCCACGUGACUGGCCCCUGGCCCCACACCCCUGGGUACACUCCAGAGGCCAGCCCAAAGUGCCCUCUGCCUUCAGCUUAGGCAGCAAGGGCUUUUACCACAAGGAUCCAAGCAUUCUCAGGUUGGCAAAAGAGCCCUUGGCAGCUGCGGAACCUGGGUUGUUGGGUUUAAACCCUGGUGGGCACCUGCAGAGAGCCGGUGAGGCCGAACGUCCUUCACCGCACCAGAGGGAUGGAGAGAUGGCAGCUGGCUGUCAGCAGAAUCCUUGCCCACUCUUCCUGGGGCAGCCAGACACUGUGCCCCGGACCCCCUGGCCCGCUUAUCCCCCAGGCCUCGUUCAUACUCUUGGCAACGUCUGGGCUGGACCAAGCGGUGGGAGCAUUGGGUACCAGCUGGGGCCACCAGCCACACCAAGGUGCCCCUCUCCCGAGCCGCCUAUCACCCAGCGGGGCUGCUGCUCAUCCUAUCCACCCAUUAAAGAUGGGGGUCUUGGCCCUUGUGGGAAGUGCCAGGAGGGCCUGGAGGGGGGUGCCAGUGGAGCCAGCGAACCCAGCGAGGAAGUGAACAAAGCCUCUGGCCCCAGGGCCUGCCCCCCCAGCCACCACACCAAACUGAAGAAGACAUGGCUCACACGGCACUCGGAGCAGUUUGAAUGUCCACGCGGCUGCCCUGAGGCCGAGGAGAGGCCGGUUGCUCAGCUCCGGGCCCUCAAAAGGGCAGGCAGCCCCGAGAUCCAAGGAGCAGUGGGCAGCCCAGCCCCCAAGCGGCCACCGGACCCUUUCCCAGGCACUGCAGAACAGGGGGCUGGGGGUUGGCAGGAGGUACGGGACACAUCGAUAGGGAACAAGGAGGCAGACUCGGGACAGCAUGAUGACCAGAGAGGACCCCGAGAUGGCCAGGCCAGUCUCCAGGACCCAGGACUUCAGGACAUACCAUGCCUGGCUCUCCCUGCAAAACUGGCUCAAUGCCAAAGUUGUGCUCAGGCAGCUGGAGAGGGAGGAGGGCCCGCCGGCCACUUUCAGCAAGUGCGGAGAUCACCUCUGGGAGGGGAACCGCAGCAGGAGGAAGACACAGCCGCCAACUCCAGCUCUGAGGAAAGCCCAGGGUCCGGCCCUGAUGGCAGGCUCAGCACAGGCCUCGCCAAGCACCUGCUCAGUGGUCUAGGGGACCGACUGUGCCGCCUGCUGCGGAGAGAGCGGGAAGCCCUGGCCUGGGCCCAGCGGGAAGCAGGCCAAGGGCCAGCCGUGACAGAGGACAACCCAGGCAUUCCACGCUGCUGCAGCCGUUGCCACCACGGACUCUUCAACACCCACUGGCGAUGUCCCCGUUGCAGCCACCGGCUGUGUGUGGCCUGCGGUCGUGUGGCAGGCGCUGGGCGGGCCAGGGAGAAAGCAGGCUCUCAGGAGCAGUCCACGGAGGAGUGCACGCAGGAGGCUGGGCACGCUGCCUGUUCCCUGAUGCUGACCCAGUUUGUCUCCAGCCAGGCUUUGGCAGAGCUGAGCACUGCAAUGCACCAGGUCUGGGUCAAGUUUGAUAUCCGGGGGCACUGCCCCUGCCAAGCUGAUGCCCGGGUGUGGGCCCCCGGGGAUGCAGGCCAGCAGAAGGAAUUGACACAGAAAAUGCCCCCAACUCCACAACCUUCGUGCAAUGGCGACACCCACAGGACCAAGAGCAUCAAAGAGGAGACCCCUGAUUCCACUGAGACCCCAGCAGAGGACCGUGCUGGCCAAGCGCCCCUGCCUUGUCCUUCUCUCUGUGAACUGCUGGCUUCUACUGCGGUCAAACUCUGCUUGGGCCAUGAGCGAAUACAUAUGGCCUUCGCCCCCGUCACUCCGGCCCUGCCCAGUGACGACCGCAUCACCAACAUCCUGGACAGCAUUAUCGCACAGGUGGUGGAACGGAAGAUCCAGGAGAAAGCCCUGGGGCCGGGGCUUCGAGCUGGCCCGGGCUUGCGCAAGAGCCUGGGCCUGCCUCUCUCUCCAGUGCGGCCCCGACUGCCUCCCCCGGGGGCUUUGCUGUGGCUGCAGGAGCCCCGGCCUCGGCCUCGGCGUGGCUUCCACCUCUUCCAGGAGCACUGGAGGCAGGGCCAGCCUGUGUUGGUGUCAGGGAUCCAAAGGACAUUGCAGGGCAACCUGUGGGGGACAGAAGCUCUUGGGGCGCUUGGAGGCCAGGUGCAGGCGCUGAGUCCCCUCAGGCCUCCCCAGCCCACCAGCCUGGGCAGCACAGCAUUCUGGGAGGGCUUCUCCUGGCCUGAACUUCGCCCAAAGUCAGACGAGGGCUCUGUCCUCCUGCUGCAUCGAGCUCUGGGGGAUGAGGACACCAGCAGGGUGGAGAACCUAGCUGCCAGCCUGCCACUCCCGGUGUACUGCGCCCACCAUGGAAAACUCAACCUGGCUUCCUACCUCCCACCUGGCCUUGUCCUGCGUCCACUGGAGCCCCAACUCUGGGCAGCCUAUGGUGUGACCCCGCACCAGGGACACCUGGGGACCAAGAACCUCUGUGUGGAGGUGGCUGACCUGGUCAGCAUCCUGGUGCACGCCGAGGCACCACUGCCUGCCUGGCACCGGGUACAGAAAGACUUCCUUUCAGGCCUGGACGGGGAGGGGCUCUGGUCUCCGGGCAGCCAGGUCAGCACUGUGUGGCACGUGUUCCGGGCACAGGACGCCCAGCGCAUCCGCCGCUUUCUCCAGAUGGUGUGCCCGGCCGGGGCAGGCGCCCUGGAGCCUGGCGCCCCAGGCAGCUGCUACCUGGACGCAGGGCUGCGGCGGCGCCUGCGGGAGGAGUGGGGCGUGAGCUGCUGGACCCUGCUCCAGGCCCCCGGAGAGGCCGUGCUGGUGCCUGCAGGGGCUCCCCACCAGGUGCAGGGCCUGGUGAGCACAGUCAGCGUCACUCAGCACUUCCUCUCCCCUGAGACCUCUGCCCUCUCUGCUCAGCUCUGCCACCAGGGAUCCAGCCUUCCCCCUGACUGCCGCCUGCUUUAUGCCCAGAUGGACUGGGCUGUGUUCCAAGCAGUGAAGGUGGCCGUGGGGACAUUGCAGGAGGCCAAAUAGAGGGAUGCUGGGUGUUUGGGGUCGGGGUGGGGACAGGUAGACCAGGUGCUCAGCCCAGGUACAACUUUAGCAGGGAAUGACGCUAGGGGACUUGAGGAUUUCUGGUCAACCCCACAAGCACCACUCCGGGCACAAGCAGGGCACCCUGUUCCCCUCCCCCUUAAGCCAACAACCACAGUGCCACCUAGCUCACACCUGUCCUUCUCAGGCUGGCACCUCCCCCACCCUGUGCCCCUCUCCAUGGUACCAGGCCUGCAUUGGGGUCGAUUGACUUCCUCCAACCCCCACUCCUCCCUGACCCAGGAGACAAACAGCCCUUCCUUGGGGGACCUUGGGAAUCAUUCUGGCUUAAGCAACACCUCCGCCUGCUGCUCACUCCUGCUGAGCCUGCUCUACUGCCCCAGCUCCGCUUCUACCACCGCAUCCCCACUGGGCUCACUGCAAGCAUGCUGAACAAGGGGUCCCUGACCCUCCGCCCUCCUGCCAAAAGAUCUGGGGAGUGUGAGGAGAGGGUGACAUCAGGAGCUGCUCAGGCUUGGCUGAGGGAGUGGCAUGGGCGAUGUCACUCAGCCCCUUCCAGGUCCGCCCGCUUCCCUCCUUCAUGAUUUCCAUUAAAGUCUGUUGUUUUGUGACUGCUGCCAGUGUGGUUGGCCCUGCCCCUGCAGGCCACAUGGUCCAGGGAGGGAGGGAGGGGGACAUGGAAAUCUGCCCUAGAGUAGAGGCAAAUGGAGUAGGGAAGCCCGGAGCUGGGGCCUGAGGGACAGGACACCACUGCCUGCUCUUCCUCCUUCCUGCAGGGCCUGGGUCCUUGCCUCCCACUGAGGAACCUUUGGGUGGGGUGGAGGGCUAUUCCCCAAAGAUGCUCCUUAGUGCAACAGCAGGCAAGGCAGAGUCCUGGGGCACAGCCACGAGGUGACCUCCCUGUGCAGAGGCUCUGGAGCCCUACUCCACCCAGCAAGCUCCAGGCUGCCCCGUCUCUCCCGUCUACCUUGACCUGAAGAUCCAGAAGUGUGGCCCAGAGGAGCCCUUGCCCCACCUGUCUGCCCUUGGUGGCCGUGACCGACGCCAGGCCCAGCCACCCUGGGACUGAGCCUGACUGCUUCAGACAGCCGACCCCUCCUUGUCCCCCCUCCACACCUGCAGCCUUCCGGUGGCACUCUGCCCUCUGCGGCUUCCCUUGUGUAUCUCAGCCCUACAAAGAGAAACACUCCCACUCUUGUCAUACCUAAUUGUUCCUGCUGUGGUUUGGGGAAUUUUUUUUAUUAAAUAAAGGUUUUUUUUUUUAUUAUAAGUGUAA
Molecule: messenger RNA, 6267 nt
Organism: Chlorocebus sabaeus (green monkey)
Lineage: Eukaryota; Metazoa; Chordata; Mammalia; Primates; Cercopithecidae
Gene: HR
Product: HR lysine demethylase and nuclear receptor corepressor
Biological process (GO): regulation of transcription by RNA polymerase II
Cellular component (GO): histone deacetylase complex; chromatin
Molecular function (GO): histone H3K9 demethylase activity; chromatin DNA binding; transcription coregulator activity
Source: RefSeq, a predicted model, not a curated record